CGGGUCUCAGCAAAAAAAGUCGAAUUCGACUCCCCGGAUGUCGCUGGACAGCGACGACCCUUUGCAGCAGGCCGAGGAGGUACGAUCCGCGCUGCGCAGCGCGGGCGCGCGGCUGCGGGCAGGAGAUGACUGGUUUGUGCUCAGCAUGCGUUGGUGGGACCUCUGGAAGGACUACACCCACUUCGAUAGGGACGACCUGCCCUCUCAGCCUGCAGUUCUGCAGCGCUCUUGCAGUGGCACGACCAAAGGCGAGCGACCCCCGGAGAUCGACAACUCGGAUCUCAUUAUCCGGCCUGGGAGCAGUCAGCUACAGAGCGGCCUAGGGGAGAACAGGGACUUUAUCCUGCUACCCCAGGAGGCCUGGAAGCUGCUGCACGCCUGGUACGGUGGGGGCCCACCUCUGAGGCGGCAAGUCAUUGGCUCUGGUAGUGCAGACCUGCGAGUGGAGCUUUACCCACUGUGCCUGACAGUGUACAAGGUGGACGACUACGGGGUUCCACUGGGGCUGAAGCUGCAGGUCAUGUUCUCUCGCUCCGCUACGGUGGAGGAGGUCAUCAACAGCUUGCGUGACAAUGUGCUGUUGGGUCAGGAGGAAGCGCAGCUGUGGCACCGGCCCUCGGUGGAGGUGGACCAGACACGGAUCGAUUCCCUGGAGGGAUGGGAGCUGCUGCAGGCAGAGGAGAGCUUGGAGAGUCAGGCUGUGGUGGACGGUGCGUCAAUCCUGCUGGAGGUGGCCACCGGCAGGCCAGUGGCAUCUGCAUCUGACAGCGACAAGAACGCGUGGCCAUUUUUCCACCGCUUACGAGUGGACUGGAAGCAGAAGACCUACAAGGACCCCUCAGACCCAUCUGUGGAGCUGGAGGCGGACGACAAGAUCGAUGCCCUGGGCUUUGAAGACCGCAAGCAGUGGGACUCCCAACAGGGCGAGUACAUUUGGAAGCAGGUGCCCAGUUGGUAUGCCGCGACUGUCGUGGCGGCGGAGGGCAAACGGCUGCUGGUGCAGUUCCACAACCGCGCCAAGCCCAAGGCAAGGCAGCUGGAGCCGUCCUCGCUGGUCGUUGCCGGGAAGGAGCCCAAGGUCAUUGAGGUUGGUAAGCACUACGAGUCACUGGACAGCCGUCACAGCUGGCAUCAGGUGAGAAUCACCAAAGAGUUCAACGAUGCAGGCCAAGUGACGUACGAGGCUUAUCUGCUGGACGAGAACAACACCUGGCCGGUGGUGCAGCCCGAGAAUAUCCGGGAGCUGUCGACCCUCACAGAGGAGGCGACACGGGCAUUGACAAAGGUCUUCGAGCGCUACGCGUCGGGGGAUGUCAUACAGAGUGGUGGCGUGCGGGGGCUUUUGUCCUGCGCCAGCAAUGAGUUUGUCCCGGAGGACUCGCCCAAGAUCGCAGCUCUUCUUAAGGAGCCCUUCGGCACCCCUGAAGGCAUGCCACUUGAGGGCUUCUUGGAGUACUGGCGGCAGCAGAUCGCGGCCUCCGGGGGCAAGGGCUACUGGCUGCAGCAAGAUCUGUCGCGGCUCUUCGAGCGCGCCAAGGUGGAGAUGCGUAGUGAGGAGGAGCAGUUGCUGCAGCAAGGCCGCGAGUGGAUGGAUCGAGAUUCCAACCGCCUGGCGCAGUACAGAAGUAAAACGGUGCCUGGCUACCAGGAUGCCCGUGACUUCCGGGAUUUCCAGCGAUACGACCAGCUGGAUGUUCGCUUUGGCCGGGAGUGGAAGCAAGCAGAGGUCAUGGAAGUCGACUGGACAGAGAUGACCAUCUUAGUUCAGACCAAGCAGGUGAAUUCAGUGGGGUCGCCCUCCCGAAAGGCCCAGAGGGAGUGGAUCCCCAUGGAGUCUGAGCGACUCGCGGAGUACGAGACCAAGAGCCUGGAGGCGCCCCACGAGGGGGACCCAGGCCCGCUGCUGGCGCGGUCCGUGAGCCGGGGGGGCGUGUGCUUGCAGCCCGGGGCCUGUGGCCUGCAGAACUUGGGUAACACCUGCUUCAUCAACUCCACGCUGCAGUGCCUUUCCAACUCCAUCCCGCUGCGAACCUUCUUCGCAGGGACGGCAGGCCAGAAGCCAGCCUUCCUGGAGCAGAUCAGCACCUCCCCACUGUCCACGGAGGGCAGGAUCGCGAGGGAGUUCAGCAAGUUGCUGCGGGACAUGUGGUCCAACGAGAACAAAAGCGUGGCACCAGCUUCUUUAAAGAAGCUGAUCGGCCAGAAACGGCCAGAGUUCAGCGGCUACCAGCAGCACGACGCCCACGAGUUGCUGUGCUUCCUGCUGGAUGCGUUGCAUGAGGACGUGAACCGGGCGCCGUAUCCCUACCCCACGGAGGAGGAGGACGAAGAGGUGCCCAAGUCCGACGAGCAGCGUGCCCAGGAGAUGUGGGAGCUGCACAAGAGGCGCAGCGACUCCCAGAUUGUGGACCUCUUCCAGUUCCAGAUCCGAUCAGAGCUGACGUGCCCUGUGUGUUCCACCGUGAGUGUCACCUUCGACCCCAUCAUGUACCUCACGCUGCCGGUGCCGAAGCCUCCGCACUCGGUGAGCCUCACGCUGGUCGGCUCCGACUUCCAGCCGAGGCACAUGCAGCUGGAGGUGGACAGGGGCGCCAGCAUCGAUCAGCUGGAGACGGCGCUCUGGAAAUACCUGGGUCGGUCCCCCACUGAGAAGCCGUCCUGCUUCUGCUUUGGGGACGUCUGCUACGGGCGCAUCUACAAGCACUUCGAGCCUCACAACUACGUGAGCGAGAUCCGGAGCACCGACAACAUUUUCGCCUUCGAGGUGCCGCUGGCGCCGGAGGUGGCGGUGAGCGAUCACACCUUUGUGCCCUUGGUGUACCGGAAGCGCACGAAGCCCACGAUGACGUCCAGAGAGACCUGGCAGUACGACAAGUUGGACCAGCCCAGACUGGUGGCAGUGGUUCGAGGUGCGCGCAACUGCGACGUGCACCAGCAGCUGCAGGACAUGGCCACGGACCUCCUCAAGGCCUGCGCCAUCCCGGAGCCCUGGAGCUUCGAGAUCCUGACGAACCUGGACAUCUACGGAAGUCGUGCAGGCGACCUGCUGCCGGAGGAUGGCCAGCCCUUCCGGGCGCCGUCGCAGCUGGCCAUCGACUUCUUAGAGCAGGCGGAUCUGCUGAAGGAGGCGUUGCCCAAGGCCUCGAAGACGCCGGCGCCGGGGGGAACCACACUCACCGCCUGCCUGCAGAAGGGCAUGGAGCGAGAGGUGCUCGCAGAGGCAGAUAGCGUCUACUGCAGGAAGUGCAAGGAGCAUAGGUGUCAGAGCAAGAAGCUGGAUCUAUGGUCGCUGCCUCCUGUGCUUGUGGUGCACUUGAAGCGAUUCGGCCGUGAGAGGCUCGACGGGCCCCUGGUGAAGAUUGGGUGUCCCGUUGACUUCUCCUUGGAGCUGGACCUCAAGGACUACCUCUGCAGGAAAGGUGUAGAAAGAACUCGAUAUCAACUCUUCGGGGUGGUCAACCACCAUGGCAACGUCGGUGGCGGUCACUACACAGCCCAUGCGUUGGUGACGCCACCAAGCGGCCCUCUGGAACUGGGUGAUUGGUUCAACUUCAACGACUCCAUUGUGAGCCAGGCGAGCGUGGAGGAUUUGGACAAGGAGGCUGCGUACGUGCUGUUCUUCCAGCAGCUUUGAGGCCUGGACGCUAAGCACCGUGAGAUGAUGGCACGGCAUCGGAAGCAAAAGAAAAGGCCCCCUGUGAUUUUGCACGGGUUCAAGGACAUACUGUGAAUGGAAUCCACAAUGCAC
Messenger RNA from Effrenium voratum, 3748 nucleotides. Lineage: Eukaryota; Dinophyceae; Suessiales; Symbiodiniaceae. The record is from the annotation of a GenBank genome assembly.